AAAGCGUGUUACUCCACGAGCAAAAGCGCAGAACUAAGCAUUCUUUUCCAGUUAUACCCAAAACCCUGCAUCUCUGAGCAUCAGCUGUAAUCUGCCCAUGUCCAUUCGCCUCUAUUUUUGAAUUUUACAGCAACGAAAAGAAGCGAAAGGAGCAGAAGGAGAAAGACAAAUGGUGAGUAAAAGGCAAAGAUUGGCCAGAAAACGCUAUAAAGAAGAACACCCGGAGCUUUUCCCGACGCCGCCGAAAGAACCCAGCAAGAAGAAGAAGAAGAACAGCAAGUUCAAGCGCAAGAAAUCGGAUUCAAGUGAUCCCAACAAGCCCAAGAAAUCGUCAUACAAGAAGCAUCCACUUAGGGUUGCUGGGAUGAAACCUGGUGAGAGCUGCUAUAUAUGCAAAGCGCCGGACCAUAUUGCCAAGAAUUGCCCCAAGAAAUCUGAAUGGGAAAGGAACAAGAUCUGUUUGUUCUGUCGACAACGCGGCCACAGUCUUAAGAACUGCCCCAACAAAAACAAUGAGUCAAUGGACAAGAAAUUGUGUUAUAAUUGUGGAGAAAUGGGGCAUUCCCUGUCUAAUUGCCCUCAACCUCUUCAAGAUGGAGGAACGAGAUAUGCUAGUUGCUUUAUAUGUAAAGAAUCUGGGCACUUGAGUAAAAACUGUCCCAAGAAUACCCAUGGAAUUUAUCCAAAGGGCGGAUGCUGUAAAGUUUGUGGUGGUGUAACGCACCUAGCCAGAGAUUGUCCUAAUAAACGCAGCAGAACUUCUGAUGCAGCUGUUGAAGUUCAAGAACGGCCUAACCGAGUCAUCAAGUUCGCCAGUGGGGAUGACCUUGAAGACGACUUUAUAUCUGUUGUUCCACUCGACGAAAAGGACAAAGAUGUAAAGACCAACAAAAAACAGGGACCCAAAGUUGUUAAUUUUGUUGCUUGGUGUGGACAGGCGAAUUCGGCGUCUGGAAUGGCCGUGCAAGAUGAGUGUAAGCUCAAGUUCCAAGAAUUAAAAGCAAAGAGGAACUAUCGUUUCAUCAUCUUCAAGAUCCAGGAACAACAGGUGGUGGUGGAGAAGCUUGGCGAGCCUGGUCAAAACUAUAAUGAUUUCACACGCGCUCUCCCUUCUGAUGAGUGUCGUUACGCUGUCUUUGAUUUCGACUUCAUCACCAACGAAAAUUGCCAGAAGAGCAAGAUUUUCUUCAUUGCCUGGUCACCAGAUUCAUCAAGCGUGAGGAUGAAGAUGGUGUACGCAAGCUCAAAGGACAGGUUCAAGAGAGAGCUAGACGGGAUUCAAGUUGAAUUACAAGCAACAGAUCCCAGUGAAAUGAGCUUGGAUAUCAUAAAAGAGCGUGCUUACUGAAAUACCAUUCUCAAUUUCAUCCUUUGAGAUUGAAAUUCAGAGCACUUAUGAUUCUCAUCUUGGUAGCUACUGCAUAUAUUGAUCUGUAGUAUAACAGUCUUGUUUGGUUAAUUGUAAUACUGUGCAUUAUUGUUUGUAAUCUUCUUCCAAGAUUUUAAUAAUUGUCCUCUACUCCAGCUAAGCA
This is a messenger RNA of Sesamum indicum (sesame), 1532 nucleotides long. Its product is annotated as VASCULAR-RELATED NAC-DOMAIN 6. Lineage: Eukaryota; Viridiplantae; Streptophyta; Magnoliopsida; Lamiales; Pedaliaceae. The record is from RefSeq and is a predicted model, not a curated record. Gene Ontology annotation, molecular function: zinc ion binding; nucleic acid binding.